AUGGCUUUACAAAAAGAAACAAAAGGAGAGAAGUACACCGAAGCAAAAAUAUUUAUAGAGGCAUGGAGGCAUCUGCAAACCGCUAAAAAGAGCGGGUGCUGGCCCUUCACCAGCGCAAGUGCUGGGCCUGCGUAUUUGCCUGUGUACAAGGGUUUAGAGAUAUCAAAUGAAGAAUUGCGGUGGGAGUUCUAUCAGCGAGAUGCGCAGCAGCAGCAGCAGCUGAUGCAGCAACUCAAGGCUGACGCAGCUGCAACACCGCUGCCGCAGCAGUUUACUGGCGCUACAAAUAACGAAAAUAUAUUUAUUUUAAUUUUGCUUGUUUUUUAA
Molecule: messenger RNA, 327 nt
Organism: Eimeria acervulina
Lineage: Eukaryota; Apicomplexa; Conoidasida; Eucoccidiorida; Eimeriidae
Exons: 3
Coding region: 1-327 (108 amino acids)
Source: RefSeq, a predicted model, not a curated record